This is a messenger RNA of Xyrauchen texanus (razorback sucker), 7577 nucleotides long. RefSeq names its product zinc finger protein 638-like. The transcript is spliced from 21 exons. The coding region runs from base 349 to 7425 and encodes 2358 amino acids. Gene Ontology annotation, biological process: DNA integration. Gene Ontology annotation, cellular component: nucleus. Gene Ontology annotation, molecular function: RNA binding; zinc ion binding. The record is from RefSeq and is a predicted model, not a curated record. Lineage: Eukaryota; Metazoa; Chordata; Actinopteri; Cypriniformes; Catostomidae.
AGAAGAUUGAGUUUUCCUGAAUGCAUCGUGUGUGCGAUGACUCUUGGUUCAUUUGGUCACGUCUGAGACGCAAAUUCACCGUCCGCAGAAACAGUGUCCCGAUCGGACGAAUUUCAACAGUAAGAUUGUACUUCAUUAAACACGAGCUUUGCAUUGUUAUUGGAAGGUUGUGUGCCACCUGUUGCAAAAACCUUCAGCCAUUUUGGGAGUCUACCACUUUUAGGCCCUGGCUCCCUUCAGUUGGCACAGAUAAAGACUCAGCUGGCACUCCACCAGCUGAAUGCAAGUGUCCCUCCCCCAGAAAUUGCUUCACCUGCCUUGACCUUGCUCAACUUUCUUAAGGUCACCAUGUCACAUCCAUUUUAUAAUCCCCGUGGGGGGACAUUCCCUAAUAGUCAGAGGCCCAUUGUGCAUGGCCAGUAUGGGUCACUUGGGUCACAGCCUGGAUUGGAGCUGGGGGCAUCCCGUCUUGGCCCAGGUUCCAUGUCCACAUCGCGUGGUGGAUUGAUGGUUAACCAGCAGAUGCCCUUUGCAUUAGGACAACAUCAGUCGCAGAUAUCCCAAGACCUUGAAGCCGCCAUAGACCGGAACAUUAUGGGAGCCCGUGAGGAAGUUCGCCGCCUUUCUCAAAUACUACAGCAACCCAAAAUAGCCGACCCCCGCUUGAGAAAGGACACAAGGGAUGAAGGGCUUUCCUCUGGCAGGACUAGUUACCCAGGGACUGGUGGCUCUUCGAGAUCCAAUAAGGCAGACUGGUCUCUGUACCAGGCACCCAGCAAGCCCUUUGCCUCUUCUAGCUUGGAUCGUUCUUCCUGCUCCACACAGGAGUUCCAAUAUUCAGGUUUUGGUGGUAGUGGAGCAUCCAGCAGUUUGGACAGCCAACCUCCACCAGAACAACGACUUUCACGCUACACCCCAGAAAAUGUCAGCAACAUCCUUGCCAACUUUGGACUCUCAAAGGAGGACCUAGAGCUUCUAAGCCACUGUCCAGAGGAUCAACUGACACUUGACAACCUCCCAGUUGUUUUGCAUGAAAUCCGUAUGCGCAAAGCGAAUAGAAACAUUGCUGAAAUUGAUGCAAGAUCCGAAUUCACGGGCUCUGACCCGCGGCACGGCAAAGUUAUUGACUAUGGACAUUUUAGUAAAUUUGGCUAUCCUGAGGAGAGUGGAGAUGGCUAUGCAAGUGAACACCUUCCUAAAGCGUCACCCAAGUAUGGGAGGGAAGUCUCUGGACCCCCCUUUAGUGGCAUGGGCAUCACAAAGCGUCCUCAGCCAUGCCAAGCAGCUUCAGGUCCGGCACGAGAUCCAAGACCCACCAAGCCGUUCCCAGCAAGACCGUCUGCUUCCCAGUUUAUUCUGCCAUCUUCCAGUCGACCUCCUUCACAGAUGAUGCCUCAGCUUGGUGUUCUUCCUCUGAACAUCAAUGAUAUCUCUGGAGGUCCAAGCUCUAAAUGGAUCCCGUUCCUUUCAUCUCCAAUCAGCGCCCCUGCUUCAAAGAGACUUCCUACCCCCACCAUGAUGAAAGAUUACGCCGCAGCUACUCCAAGAAUCUUUCCUCAUACAUGCUCUCUAUGUAUCAUUGAAUGUGUCCAGAUUAAGGACUGGCUUGAACAUCAGAACACAAAUCUUCACAUUGAGCAUUGUAGACUUCUUAGGAAACAAUACCCUGACUGGAAUGUUGAGGCUGUCUCAGUUUCAAGACCUGAGCCGAAGUCAGAGUACAGCAGCUUGAAGCGUCGCACCCGUUCUCACUCAUACUCCAGAUCCCCCAGCCCGAAGAGGCACCAUGAUUCAUCAAGCCGCCGUGAACGGUCCCGCUCUCCGCGUCAGGAUGACGCAAGGGAGAGGGUAGCCACAGCUUACCCAUCCCUUAGAGGAUUCCCUGUAAGGGAUUUCCCUCUGGAGCAGAAGCAGGACGAAACCCUUAGGGACACCUUCAGCCAAGUGAAAGUGAUUGAUGGUCAAUGCCUCCAGCCAGGCCUUUCACUCUCAUACCCAUAUUUUUCUAUUAUAAAGGAUCUGUUGUAUAGAGUGACGCAGGACUCUCAGACAAAGGAGGAUACAACCCAAUUGUUAACACCGCAGAGCCGUCGGGAAAUGUUAUUCCAGACGGCUCAUUGUAAUCCGAUGGCGGGUCACUUGGGGCAGGAAAAAACACUGAACCGUCUAAUGGUGCGUUUCUAUUGGCCGGGCAUUCGCGGGGAUGUUCGCAGGUGGUGUGCAGCAUGCCGUGAAUGUCAGCUGGUGAAUCCGCCAGCCUCCCCAAAAGCGCCAUUGCACCUGCUUCCAUUGACCGAGGUCCCCUUCGAAAGAAUUGGUAUGGACCUCGUCGGUCCAUUAGAACGGACAGCACGCGGGCAUCGCUUUGUGUUGGUUCUGGUGGACUACGCAACACGAUAUCCGGAAGCAGUGCCUCUGCGCAACAUUUCAGUGCGAAGUGUUGCGGAGGCACUCUUAAAAAUUAUCUCCCGAGUGGGGAUUCCGAAAGAAAUCCUCACUGACCAGGGCACUACAUUCAUGUCACGCACACUACGCGAACUGUACAAGUUAUUGGGGAUUAAAUCGAUUCAGACCAGUGUUUGCCAUCCCCAAAUGGAUGGCUUGGUCGAACAGUUUCAUCAGACCCUAAAGAGUGUUAUUUUUAAGUUUGUGCAUGAUGACGCUUGGAAUUGGGACAAGUGGCUCGAGCCCCUAUUAUUUGCAGUUCGAGAGGUCCCACAAGCCUCCACGGGGUUUUCCCCAUUUGAAUUAUUGUAUGGACGUCGACCGCGCAGCGUGCUCGACGUCCUACGGGAAAAUUUGGAGGAGGGACCUUCAAACAGCAAAAACGAAAUUCAAUACAUUCUUGAUCUGAGAGCAAAACUCCACACACUGGGGCAACUAUCACAGGAGAAUUUGCUCCAGGCUCAAGAACGUCAAAGCCGGCUGUAUAAUAAGGAUACUCAACUACGGGAAUUUACACCGGGAGAUAAAGUCCUUGCAUUGCUCCCCACAUCGAGCUCUAAAUUACUCGCCAAGUGGCAAGGGCCCUUUGAGAUCACACGUCGAGUUGGGGAAAUCGAUUAUGAGGUGAAACGAAUGGAUAGAGGUGGAGCACGUCAGAUUUACCACCUCAACUUACUUAAACCAUGGAGAGAGGCGGUGCCCGUGACUUUGGCGAAGGUGGUUCCGGAGGAUGAGGAAGCGGGAGCCGAGCAAACAAUCCACACCCAGUCAAUGAAAGUAAAAGGUGCCAAGGCAUCUCCGGUGACCAAGCCACCUGAAAAACCAAGUGACCCCAAAAAGUCGGUACAGACAGCUAAAGCUAAACCCCCUGCUAAGGGUUCAGAGAGACCAGUUACCAAGAAGAUUGAAAAUGAGGCAAUCCCCUGGAGAAAAAAUAUAGUUGAGAUUUCUGAUCUUCCAGAAGAAGGGGUUACUGAGGAUGAACUCACAAAAUUUGCUAAACCCUAUGGCCUCCUCUCAACUCCUGUCAUAGCAAUCACUCAGAAAAGGGCCUUCCUGCAAAUGCUUAACACAGAGACAGCUGAAGCCAUGGUGAAGGCCUGCUCUGAAACCCCAGCUAAAAUUCAGGAGAAACCGAUAACUGUCAAGAUGAUGAUGCAACCUAUCAACCUGUACUACGCGGAGUCACUUUUCAGAGUACUGGUGGGCAUGGAGAAGUCCCCUACAUUGCCAGAACGUCUACUCAUUGUUAAAAAUGUGCCAAAAACACUUGAUGCAGUCAAGGAAGUAGAGACCCUGAUUCAGCGCCAUGGUACCUACAAGAAGCAUUUGCCUUUAAAUGGCAGGGUGAUUUUUGAAAUGGAGAGUGCUGCUAAUGCCAGGAAAGCCUACAUUCAGCUCCUCAAGAUUCGUUCUAUGGUCCAGAACAAUUUGCUUGCAUUUCAACUAGCCAAACCAAUCAAGGUGAAUAAGAAGCCACAAGCAAAAGGAGCUAAACCUCCCGGUAAGUCAGCAGCUACAGAGGGGAAACCUAAUACCAUCAAAGCACAAAGUCCAGCAGCUGCAGCAACUACUGCAUCUAGAACUGAUGGUGCUGCUACUUCAGAAGCAACUCCCACUGUUGGCAAUGUUAGUAGUGCCCAGGACAACAUGACUGCAGUUCCACAUAUCACUACAGACAAAGUUGCCCCAACUGACACUGAUAUUAUGACUGAAGGAGAGGAAAUUACUGCUAAAAGCACAAGUGAUAGUGAAGUUAAGUUAGAAGCUGACAGUGUCACAGCUGCAACUGGUAAUGUUGAAAUCACUGCAGCUCCCAAUGACAUGACGGUUGAUAUAUCUUCUAAUGCAGAAACAUCUACUCCUGAGAUGAAAGAAAUGGAUACCCACAAUGAUGCCCAAACUGAUAAUGAAACUGUGAUGAUGACCCCAGAUACUGACUCUGUGAAAGCAAAGAUUGAAGUUGGAUCCUCCAUUAUUUCUUCAGAAUUUGCAGUUGCAGAUGAGUCUGAGAAGGCAGAGCUGGAAUUGGCAUCAUUGGGUCUCUUAGAAGAACCAGCUGUUUUAGUGGAACCAGUAAAUGUAAAGCAUGAAUUGGAUACCCCAGUUUCCACCACAGAAUCUGCUGUUUCAAUUGAUACAGCUGAUCAGAAUAAGGUUUCACCUGUGGACAAUCAGAAUAUUCCAAAGGAUGAAGUUAUUUCCAAAGAAUUGGUUCUUAGAUUUGUAGAAGACAAAGAAAAGUUGGCAAAAGACAGUGAUGUUGAGUUGAAGUCAGAAAUGGAGGUUGUUGCUACAACUGUUAGCAGUGGAGAAACUCAAAUGGAGGUCAUGGAGACUCAGAGUCAAGAAGAACUUGCCAAUAUCCCUCAACAAAUAGAUGACCAUAAACCAACUGAACCUUUUGAAAGUGAAAUUAACACUCAACCUAGUGAUCAAAUCCAACCUGGUGAGAAGAUUGUCCAGGCAGCCACCGCAUCUGAUGCUAUUCCAAGCUCAGAUCCUUCCACUUCCGAUCAAACUGCCUCAAACAGUCCCCAAAUUGUGCCUCCACUCUUUGAUGAUAUGAGAGUGGACUUUCCUACAGUAACACAGGAGAUUUUAAAGGAAUUAACUGUUCAUCAGUGUCACAUGCCGUCUUCAUUAAAACAUGCUGAACAGGAAGCCAAAAAAAAGGCUGAAGCAGAGAAAAAAGCUGCAGAGAAAACCACCAACAAUGUUCCAUCAAGCUCUAAGAAGCCACCCUCAUCAGAUAAAGCGGAUAAAGCUGUGAAGAAAGCCACCCAAUCUGAUAGAAAAAGUGUGCUGUCUGAGAAAGAGAAAAAGCCUCAGAACUCCAGAACUAGAAGCAGGAAAAUGGACACAUUGUUCCCAGAGAUUGCAGCAGCUGCUAACCACAGGAGCAGGGGGAAUUCUGAAGAUUCCCCUUCAAGGCAUUCCACACCGCCAUCAGGGUCAUCCUCCCGGAAGAGCAGGCGUAAAUCUAGCCCCCCAUCAAAGAGAUCAAGGGGGCAUGUUGAUGAUCGCAGGAGUCAUAGUAAGAGCUCACAGCCCUCAAGAAGUCACACAAAAACAAGUAAAAUCGAAAAGGCAAAAGAGGAAGAGACUAAAUGGUCUGAGGAACCAUUUCCCUUUAACAUUGAUGAGUUUGUGACGGUCGACGAAGUAGGGGAUGAUACAGAGGAAACUGUGACCUUAAGCUCUGAGUCUUUAGCCAAGGACGAGAAAGUCCAGGAUGAUCCCAGUGCUCUCUCCACCAUCUCUUCUAAUGCAAAGUCUACUCCAGCUAAUGAACCAAAACAAAAGUCAAGGUCUAGAUCUACUACUUACAAGACUAGAUCUUCUGAGACCAAGGACCCUAAAGUUAUUGACACUGCAGGUAAAAUUGAAACAAAGUCUGAAGAAACCAUGCCAGUUGCUGAGGUUGUAGAAUCUCAAAAGCAGAAAGAGAAUGAGCCUCAGGAAGAGAGCAUGGAUAACCAACUGGAACCUGUUGCAGUGAAACCUGCUGUUGUUGAGAGCGAGAGUACAGAGCUUUAUACUCCUCUAGGAUCUUCAGCUCCUGCAGAGGAGAACCCCAGUUUUCCGACACAGACCUUUUCUUCCACGAAAGAAAGCACUGGCAUUGAACCAACCCAGCCUGUUUCUUCCUCCCCUGUCCAGAAGGAAGACUGUCAGACAACUUCUACAAAAAAGUUAGAGAAAUCAGAAAAUGGCAAUGCCGAGCAGUCUGAAACUUCUGCUCCAGACAUGGAAGAUAAAGAUGAGGCAACUAUGAUGUCUGACCUUCCCUCCCGUGAUGCUAUGGUGACUCUUGAUGAGGUCAGUGAGGGUGAGGAGGAUUUUCCUGAAGCAGCAGAUGAGGAACAGCAUUCAAUGGCUGAAGAAGUCCCUGAGACAAUUUUGACUGUCAAUGAAGUUGUAGAUGAGGAAACUGGAGGUGAAGAAUACCAGUUGGAAAAAGAACUUCAAGGCCUGGUCACACUUGAUGAGAUUGUUGAAGAGGAGGAGGAGCUUGAUUCAUUCAACCCUGAGACUCUUGUAACCCUGGAUGAGGCCAAGGGUGAUGGUGAUGAGAUUGAGGAAGUGGAGCAGAGUGAGCCCAAGUUUACCAGUCCCAACUUCAAAACACCACCCAGGCCAGAGGAGCCUGAGCAAUCACCAAGCCAAGAGGAAGAUGCCUAUGACUUGGAAGAGUUUUGUUCGAUGAAUUUUGUAACCGUGGAUGAAGUAGGGGAGGAGGAAGAGGAACAGCCACCCAGUGAAGAGGUCAAGGUACAGGAGGCAGUAAAAAAGACAGCUACAAGGGCCAAAAAGAGAGCUCGCCAGACUCCAGUGAAAAGAUCCACAAGGGGUAAAAGAGAUGCAGCAAAGAGUGACAAAGAGUCAGAUGAGCCUGAGACGAGUGCAGAGGGUGAACCGGCACCAACUGCCUCAAAACCUGAGAGUCCUCCUUCAGCUCCAGACCCUGUAGAGCUUGAUGAGCCAGACUCCCAAAAGGCUGAAACCAUGAGAGUUCCAGAUUCAUCUAGCACAGAGAUUGUCUCUUCCGGGUCAGAUGAGAGGAAUGGAGACAAAGUUGAUGACUAUUCGGAGUCAGAAAGAGCUGUUGUUGAAAUGCCUGUUGCUGACAAAAAAACAACAAUCAAAGAAGAGUCUAAACAAAGACGUGAGACUGAGAUGAGGGAGGAACCCGAAGCCAAGAAAGUCUGUUCUCAAUUUCCUGUGAUUGAAGAUUUCACCUUGCCCCCAUAUAGUCCAGACAACCCCAUUGGGGCUGACUUUGUGGUGCCCAAAAUGGGUUUCUUCUGCAGACUUUGCUCUCUAUUCUAUGAAAAUGAGGAAACUGCAAAGAAAAGUCACUGUGGUAGCCUACGGCAUUACCAGAACAUGGAGAAAUAUUAUAAGAAGCUCAAGUCUCAGCAGCAGCGUGGCAAAUCAACACUGACAACGUCCAGUCAAAGUUCUGCAUCCGAGUAGAUUUGCAUCUGAAUUUUUGUUUGUUUAUUUGUUUUAUUAUUAAUGUUAAUGGAUGGGUCCAAUUAAGUCAGUUUUAAAGUUGUAUUAAUUUUUCUUGUUUUGAAUGAAAUACAAAAAGUCUCUUGCUAAAUAAAGACAAUGUAGAACAUGUA